Messenger RNA from Thunnus maccoyii (southern bluefin tuna), 1642 nucleotides. It is a transcript of the gene gdi1, whose product is annotated as GDP dissociation inhibitor 1. Gene Ontology annotation, biological process: small GTPase-mediated signal transduction; vesicle-mediated transport; protein transport. Gene Ontology annotation, molecular function: Rab GDP-dissociation inhibitor activity. The transcript is spliced from 11 exons. The coding region runs from base 260 to 1603 and encodes 447 amino acids. Gene Ontology annotation, cellular component: cytoplasm. The record is from RefSeq and is a predicted model, not a curated record. Lineage: Eukaryota; Metazoa; Chordata; Actinopteri; Scombriformes; Scombridae.
ACGACAUUGUUCUAGAGUGCUCCACGAUCAGGGCCAUCUUUGGUCGUCCUCGCCGGUGACAGUGUGGACAGUUUAUUCCAUUGGUCAUUAAUGCCUAAUGAUUAAUAAAUAAUAUCUAACUUUGAACGAGCCGUUUAAAGCGCUUGGGCUGAGAGACGGAACCGAUUCCCGGUUUUUGGACUCACUGGCAUUCUUUCCUUCAAUACCCUUCAUUUCUCAAGGCAAAAAGAGGGCGAGACGGGAGAGGCGGUGAUACAACAUGGAUGAGGAAUAUGAUGUGAUCGUUUUGGGCACCGGACUCACAGAAUGCAUCCUGUCCGGGAUCAUGUCUGUGAAUGGGAAAAAGGUUCUGCACAUGGACAGGAACCCUUACUAUGGUGGGGAGAGCUCUUCCAUCACCCCCCUGGAGGAGCUGUACAAGCGCUUCAGUCUUCCAGAUAGUCCGCCUGAAUCAAUGGGCAGAGGAAGGGACUGGAACGUUGACCUCAUCCCCAAGUUUCUCAUGGCCAAUGGUCAGCUUGUGAAGAUGCUGCUAUACACAGAAGUGACACGGUACCUGGACUUUAAGGUCGUGGAGGGAAGCUUUGUCUACAAAGGAGGAAAGAUCUACAAGGUGCCGUCAACCGAGACCGAGGCACUAGCUUCAAAUCUGAUGGGAAUGUUCGAGAAGCGAAGGUUUAGGAAGUUCUUAGUCUUUGUGGCUAACUUUGAUGAGAAUGACCCCAAGACCUUUGAGGGCGUGGACCCCAAAACCACAACGAUGAGGGAUGUUUACAAGAAGUUUGACCUCGGCCAGGAUGUCAUUGACUUCACUGGCCACGCCCUGGCGCUCUACAGGACAGAUGACUACCUUGAUGUGCCCUGUUUGGACACUAUCAAUCGUAUCAAACUGUACAGUGAAUCGCUGGCACGGUAUGGGAAGAGCCCUUACCUCUACCCACUGUACGGUCUGGGAGAGCUGCCACAGGGAUUCGCCAGAUUGAGUGCAAUCUACGGAGGAACCUACAUGCUGAACAAACCAGUGGAUGAGAUAGUGAUGGAAGGCGGUCAUGUGAUUGGAGUGAAGUCUGAGGGCGAGGUGGCUCGUUGUAAGCAGCUCAUCUGUGACCCCAGCUACAUCCCGGACCGUGUCCGUAAGGCGGGUCAGGUGAUCCGUGUGAUCUGCAUCCUCAGCCACCCCAUAAAAAACACUAAUGACGCCAACUCCUGCCAGAUCAUCAUUCCUCAGAAUCAGGUUAACCGCAACUCAGACAUCUACGUGUGCAUGAUCUCCUAUGCUCACAACGUGGCUGCCCAGGGGAAGUACAUCGCCAUCGUCAGCACCACAGUGGAAACCAGCGAGCCAGAAGCUGAGAUCGAGCCGGCCCUGGAGCUGCUGGAGCCCAUCGACCAAAAGUUUGUGGCUAUUAGUGACCUUUAUGAGCCCACAGAUGAUGGUACUGAGAGCCAGAUCUUUGCCUCAAGUUCCUACGAUGCCACCACUCACUUCGAGACCACCUGCAACGACAUCAAGGACAUCUACAAACGUAUGACUGGGAGCGACUUUGACUUUGAGAACAUGAAACGCAAACAGAACGAUGUGUUUGGGGAGGAUGAGCAGUGAGCGGUAGAGGGGCUUCCGAGAGAGGGCGGGGCCGGGAGA